UUUAUCCCCUUUACUUUUUCUUUUAACGCCCUCUACCCUUCUCUUCCUUUUGGCCUUUCGUGCGCCUCUCCAUUAGAUUCUCCCUCAGAUUCUAUCAGUCUAUUAAGUUUUCUUUUUCUCUCUUUUCGAUCGAAUCGAUAUUUGUACGAACUCAAAAUAAUCAUUAAUCACUGCCAUGACGCUUGGCUCAGCAGGAUCCAGUGUUGUGGUGCCUCGCAAUUUUAGAUUAUUGGAGGAACUUGAACGUGGGGAGAAAGGUAUUGGAGAUGGGACAGUGAGCUAUGGGAUGGAUGAUGGAGAUGACAUUUAUAUGCGUUCUUGGACUGGCACCAUCAUUGGUCCUCACAAUUCUGUACACGAAGGUCGCAUUUAUCAGUUGAAGCUAUUCUGUGACAAGGAUUAUCCAGAGAAGCCGCCAAGUGUCCGAUUCCACUCCCGAAUUAACAUGACAUGUGUCAACCAUGAAACAGGAGUGGUGGAACCAAAAAAGUUUGCUUUACUUGCAAAUUGGCAGAGAGAAUACAGUAUGGAAGAUAUACUAACUCAACUGAAAAAGGAGAUGGCCUCUCCCCACAACCGUAAACUAGUUCAGCCACCUGAAGGCACCUAUUUCUAGCAUUAAGGACAAUAACAUAAGGUCUGUCAACUAUGUGUGAAAUUGUACUGCUGCGUUGUCACUACGGGAAUUAAAUUGUAAAGGGGGGAAUGCCUGAAGAGGUCCCCUCUUACCUCCAAUGGCAUCUCGAUCCCCUCUGCUUUUGUUUUUCAAACUUGGUCUAUGCUUGCCGUUUGAUUAUUGGAUUUGGUUCUUGUGCUAUCUUAAGCAACUCUUACCUCCAAUGUCAUCUUCUGCUUUCCUGUUUAUAAACUUUGAUCAUUGGUUC
This is a messenger RNA of Nicotiana tabacum (common tobacco), 884 nucleotides long. RefSeq names its product ubiquitin-conjugating enzyme E2 variant 1D. The record is from RefSeq and is a predicted model, not a curated record. NCBI's taxonomy places the organism in Eukaryota, Viridiplantae, Streptophyta, Magnoliopsida, Solanales, Solanaceae.